Messenger RNA from Bombus terrestris (buff-tailed bumblebee), 2205 nucleotides. It is a transcript of the gene HEX70b, whose product is annotated as hexamerin. The record is from RefSeq and is a predicted model, not a curated record. The transcript has 7 exons. NCBI's taxonomy places the organism in Eukaryota, Metazoa, Arthropoda, Insecta, Hymenoptera, Apidae. The coding region runs from base 25 to 2091 and encodes 688 amino acids.
GUCUCCUCCAACCGCGGUUCAACGAUGAAGCCCGCUUUAGUAAUUUUCGCCAGUUUCUGCUUGCUGGCCCAGGCAGUGCACCAACUGCCCAGCCAGGUCGCUGACGCUACUUAUCUGACUAAGCAGAAGAACAUCUACGAACUGUUUUGGCAUGUCGACCAACCCACUGUAUACCAUCCUGAACUCUACCAGAAGGCUCGCACCUUCAACAUCGCGGAGAACGUCGUCCAAUACAACGACCAGGAAGCAGUGACGGAGUUCAUUCAGCUUCUGAAACAUGGAAUGCUACCACGUGGACAAGUGUUCACCAUGAUGAACCCUGAAAUGCGCCAUCAAGCUGUGACGCUUUUCCGUGUUUUGUACAGUGCCAAAACUUUCGACGUGUUCUAUAACACCGCUGUCUGGGCUAGAUUCUACGUAAACGAGCUAAUGUACACGUACGCUUUAAGCGUGGCUGUGAUCCAUCGACAUGACACCAAAUUGAUCAAGUUGCCGCCAUUGUAUGAAGUGCUUCCACACUUUUUCUUCAACGACGAUGUCAUGCAAAGAACUUACGAUAUCGCCAUGGGCAGCACAGUUGACGAGAAGAAAACCGUGGGUAAUGUCGACCAAUAUGUACUUUUGGCCAACUACAGCGGAUGGUAUUUGACGAGGCACAAUGUACCCGAACAGAAAUUGAACUAUUUUACCGAAGACGUUGGCCUGAAUAACUUCUACUUCAUGAUCAACCACGAUUUCCCACCUUUCAUGUCUUCCAAAAUGCUUCAUACCCCACAAAUCCGUGGUGAAUAUUAUUUCUUCAGCCACAAGCAAUUGUUGAACAGAUAUUACCUCGAGAGACUCUGUAACGACAUGGGUGAAAUUAGUUACGUGAGCGUAAACCACCCCAUAAUAACUGGAUACUAUCCCACCAUGCAAUUCCGCAAUGGGCUUCCAUUCCCACAGAGAGAAGCCGGCGCUGUUGUGCCUCUUCACAUGCAAAAAUACGUCCAGAUGCUUCAAGACUUGCAUACUAGGAUCUCAACCGCCAUCGAUCUCGGUUUCGUCUUGGACACCAAUGGUAACCGUGUCAAUAUCUACGACAAAAACGGAUUGAACGUUCUUGGUAACAUCGUCCAAGGCAACGUCGACAGCAUCAACGUACAAUUUUACGGACAGUUGGACAUGCUCGUAAGAAAAAUCUUUGGAUUUGGUUAUGAAUCGAACGUCAAACACCAAGUGGUGCCAUCUGCUCUCGAACUUUGGUCCACCAGUUUGAGAGAUCCCGUGUUUUACAGCAUCUACAAGACUAUCCUCAAUUAUUACCACAGAUACAAGGAAAAUGUUCCCAGUUACACCGUAGAUGAAUUGAGCUUCUCUGGUGUGACCAUUCAAUCCGUAACUGUAGACAAACUCGUCACUUACUUCGAUCACUUUGAGUCCCUGCUCAGCAACGGAGUGUCCGUUCGUGGCUACAAAGAAGCCAAGAACACUUUGAUCCAGGCUCGUCAAUACCGUCUGAAUCACAAACCAUUCACCUAUUAUAUUACCGUCAACUGCGACAAAGCCACCACGGGUGUAGUUCGCAUUUUCCUUGGCCCAAAAUACGAUGAAUUUGGUCAUGAAAUUGACUUGGUCCACAACUACAUGAACUUCAUGCAGAUGGAUGAAUUCAUGGUUGACCUGAAGUCUGGAAUCAACAAAAUCGACAGAAGCAGCCACGAAUCCAUCUUCGUUGUUCCUGACGAGACCGCCAGUCACAUUCUCUACAAAAAGCUUGUAAAUAGCAUCGAAGAUGGCGCAACUUUCAAGUACUCUGAACAGCCUUAUGGAUUCCCUGAAAGACUCCUUCUGCCAAGAGGUAAAAAGGGAGGUAUGCCCUACAACCUCUUCGUCAUCGUUUCGCCGGUCAACCCGUCAGACACCGUCCAAGUAGAUUCUCCCAUAUGGGGUCACAUGACCGACGAUGGACGUUCUAUGGGCUUCCCUCUGGACAGGCCUGUCAGUUCUCUACUCUUCAACGUGCCUAACAUGCAUCUCACGGAAGUUCUGGUUCAUCAUGGAACUGAGCAGGAACUGAACACUGUCGAUGAAACAAAACUUUCCAUGUAGUUUUUCUAAGUUAUUUCGUAAAUAUUAAUUCUUUAAUAACUCCUUAAUAAUUUCCUUAAAGAGGAAACGACAAAGAGAUGUAGAAAGAGACGAAAUAAAAUAAUGUAAAAAUUA